Mollisia scopiformis is the source of this 1070-nucleotide messenger RNA. RefSeq lists its product as uncharacterized. The transcript has a single exon. NCBI's taxonomy places the organism in Eukaryota, Fungi, Ascomycota, Leotiomycetes, Helotiales, Mollisiaceae. The record is from RefSeq and is a predicted model, not a curated record. The coding region runs from base 493 to 867 and encodes 124 amino acids.
GUUUCAUUCCACAAAUUAUGCAAUUUUGUGAAGAAAAAGCAAAUCGUUAUGAAGUAGUUACUGAGCCAAUAGGCAUUCGCUUGAUGUUGAACGCUCUGAUUGGCUAAGACAGGAUAGUUUACUUCCCCUUUUUAUAGUCCAAUGCUAAGCGAGCUAUAAUAAAAUAGAGACGAGAAAUCUUACAUUAAGAAAGGGUUAACGGGCAUAUAGACGACUUUCAUCCGAAUUUUAGGACUCAGCUUUGAUCGCAGACUUACCACCAUAGCUUUGUGGCGUUUUCUCGACAAAAGCAGCCGCAGCCUCGCCCCGCCGUCUGCCUAACGCCUCGUCUCGAACCUCAGCUUCAAAUAUCUACAACAAACUUCCCACUCCCUCGGAAACUGUCCUACAUAAAAACUCACACACCAACAAAUCCUCUGUGUACCCUCGAUCUCUUAUCGAUUGAACAUGAUAAGCGCAAUACCAACAGGCGCAUACCCCUGUACCUCAAUCAUGGCGAACCCCACCAUGAUUCUCCAGCCCUGCGAUGCUCCGACUUCGACCCUCACCACGGCCUCGCCCACCAGCACAGCAAUACAUCUCACCACAAGCCAGAUUCUACAUGAUGAGUUCUGGCCCUACGGUGGAGGCGUCCUGAUCGCUUUUGGAGUCUGCGUCAUUAUCUUCGGCGCCAUUUGGUUGCUUGAUUUGACUUAUCAAGCAAAAGAGUUUGGGUUGAAUCUUCUAGUCUGGGUGUGGGGAACUUGGUGGACGAUUGUGUUUUGGCCGUUUCAGAUGCUGGCGAAGGUGAAUGAGAUAUUGAAUCGGGGGUUGGGGAGAGAUAGGGAUGGGAGAAUUAUAGUGCCGAGGGACAUGGAGGAGUGCUGAUGAUUUGGUGGCCUUUGGGAAUGGAUAAACGGUCAUGGGAGUUAUGGACUUUCAAGGAAUAGAAUGAGGAGUCAAUUGGACGAGUUUAGACGAACAGAUGGCAUGCUUUGGAACAAACGGGACACAGCCCUGUAUGACAAUAACCCGUGAUGUUGUUCUAGCACAGCCACAAGCCACAAUUGAGCGGCGAUAAGUACCUAGGU